Molecule: messenger RNA, 474 nt
Organism: Coffea eugenioides
Lineage: Eukaryota; Viridiplantae; Streptophyta; Magnoliopsida; Gentianales; Rubiaceae
Product: F-box protein At1g30790-like
Exons: 1
Coding region: 1-474 (157 amino acids)
Molecular function (GO): protein binding
Source: RefSeq, a predicted model, not a curated record
AUGUCAGAUUAUAUUCCAGACCAUUUGCUUGCCCAUGUGCUCUUGAGGCUGCCGUUUCAUUCUCUGCUACGGUCUACGUGUGUAUCAAAAUCAUGGCGUGCUUUAAUUGAUAGCUCAGGCUUCAUCAAGAUGCAUCUCAGCAAAGCCAACCAAGAAGCGAAUUCCCCCAAUGGGAUCAAAAUUAUUGCCCUGAACCAAGACAAAUUAUAUACUUCAGAUUUGGAUCUUGAAGCUCAUAGCUCUAGUACUAGUGUACUACUGCAAAUGCCAAACAGCUCAGCUGCCCUUCUGAUCAUUACUGUAGAUACGGCUCUGGGUGAUCGAAGAAUAUGGAGUGGAAAAAUCUUGGACAAAGUUAACUUCAGUUACAAUACCUUCAGGACUGAGCUUUCGAAUCUUAACACCUUUAGCUCUGUCGAAGAACAAGAGCAAAUUGGUUUUGCAGAUUCAUGGAGAAAAGCUUGUUAUUCAUGA